This is a messenger RNA of Pteronotus mesoamericanus, 2085 nucleotides long. It is a transcript of the gene PRDX2, whose product is annotated as peroxiredoxin 2. Bases 145 to 741 code for a protein of 198 amino acids. The record is from RefSeq and is a predicted model, not a curated record. NCBI's taxonomy places the organism in Eukaryota, Metazoa, Chordata, Mammalia, Chiroptera, Mormoopidae. Gene Ontology annotation, molecular function: thioredoxin peroxidase activity. The transcript has 6 exons. Gene Ontology annotation, biological process: cellular response to stress; cell redox homeostasis; leukocyte activation. Gene Ontology annotation, cellular component: cytosol.
CUCGUCACCACCCCCAGCCCUGAGCGUCAUGGUUCGGGCCACGCAUAAAAGGCUCCACUGUCCUGCGAGCACUUGUGUCUGAGAACGCGAGUCAGCUAGUCUGCUGCACAGUGCGUCCCACCCUUCCCCAAACAGCUUUCAGUCAUGGCCUCCGGAAACGCUCACAUCGGAAAGCCCGCCCCGAACUUCGAGGCCACCGCCGUGGUGGAUGGCGCCUUCAAGGAGGUGAAGCUUUCAAACUACAGAGGGAAAUACGUGGUCCUCUUUUUCUACCCCUUGGACUUCACUUUUGUGUGCCCCACGGAGAUCAUCGCUUUCAGCGAGCAUGCCGAGGACUUCCGCAAGCUGGACUGCGAGGUGCUGGGGGUCUCUGUGGACUCGCAGUUCACCCACCUGGCUUGGAUUAACACCCCCCGGAAGGAGGGAGGCUUGGGCCCUCUGAACAUCCCCCUGCUGGCUGAUGUAACCAGGAGCAUGUCUCAUGACUAUGGCGUGCUGAAGGAGGAUGAGGGGAUUGCCUACAGGGGCCUCUUUAUCAUUGAUGACAAGGGCAUCCUUCGCCAGAUCACCGUCAAUGACUUGCCUGUGGGGCGCUCUGUGGAUGAGGCUCUUCGGCUGGUCCAGGCCUUUCAGUACACAGAUAAGCAUGGGGAAGUCUGUCCCGCUGGCUGGAAGCCAGGCAGCGACACGAUCAAGCCCAGCGUGGAUGACAGCAAGGAAUACUUCUCCAAACACAACUAGGCUGACAAACAGGCACCAAGCUUGGGCUUUUGGCCCCUACCUGGGUUCCCUGUGCUGGCCCAGGAAAGGACAGAUCUGUCCCUUCAUAGUCCAUAGUCUGUGACCCUAAAGGGCUAGUCCCAGGCCUUUUCAUAUUCUUAGCUGAAUGGUGAGUGGUGACCCAUCCCUGGAGCCGCCCAACCAGGCACAGGUCUAGAGGUUACCAAUAAAGUAUUAGGGACAAAUGUGAGUCUGUGUUGGUGUGGUCUGUCCUGUAGACUCCCGGCCCACCCCUCUUUUCUCCAAGCUCUGGCCUGAGAAACUGACACUGUAGUUACUCAUCUUCACCACAAGGUGGCAGUUUUAUCCCAUGUUCACUGCUUUCAUUUCUUGGCCUUGGAGGGCAGUCUCCAGACCUUGCCAUCAGCCAGGUUGGGUUCAAGUGUCAUUUAAGCGAUGUGAUCCUUCCUGGCUUUCGUCAUCAGGAAAAUGGGAAUAAAGACAACCAAGCCAUAUCAUCAUGCACGUUAAAGGAGAUCAAGUAUGUGAAGCUGGGCCCAGUGAAUGGUUACCAGGGCAGGCUUCUGGGCCUGAAAGAGGUUUGUCUUACCGUAAAGAGGGUCCAUAAGCAGAACGAAGAAUGGGAGGGAGCUCGAGCAAUGUACACAGUGGGCAAGCUCUGUCCCACCACAGGAUGGAAGGGCUGCCUGUUGCUGCCUGUCAGCCCCUAGGGUGGAGGGUGAGGGUUAGGCUAGCAGGCAGGUGUCAGGAGCAAGGCAAUUUUCCCAGGAGUGCAGUUUGAUGUAUGUGCCCAGGCAAGUGGUGGUUCCACUCUCAGCCCCCAGUUCCUUCUACAGAACUGGAUGGACAGGCUUAUUUAACCCGUAGACCCAUUAUUAAUAUAGCUAUCCAGCUUAAUAACCACCAAAGUCACUAAUCUCAGCCUUGAAAUUUUAUCUACGCUUCUGUUGAAGGCCCUAUGUGGUCUUUCCUGACCUAAUCUCCAUCCUUCUGGUUUAUUCCAUUCCAGGCACACUGGCUUCUUACUUUUCUCUUUAUCAGGACGAUCUUGCUCUGGCCGCAGGAACUGCAUGUGUUCCCUCUGGGCAGAAUGCUGUCACCCAGGAUUUUCUCAGGGCCAGGCUUCUUCAAAUCUGCUCUCAUUAAAGGUCCAUGUUCCCAAUCCCAUUUUCCAAAGCAACUCAUCUACUCUGCCCCAUCACUACUACUUGGACCUGUGUCUUCUCUUCCUAACAUUUAACCACCGUCUCCGAAUUAUGUUUCCUUGUUUAUUAUCUCUCUGCCUGCUGUGGUCCAGGCUGUGUUUCCAGGGCCAGGUUGUUCAAUAGUUUAUAAAUUAAUUAA